AUGUCGGAAUCCUCAGUGCCAUGGACACCAAGGACCUUGAAUCCCCUCUUUCCCAUCCUGGAUGGGAUGGGCACGUGGAGCCCAUUCUAUCAAGAUUGGGCAACAGAAAUCAUUCUACUCUUCAUUGCCGAUCAUGCAGUGCAUCAAAUGCAAGAGGAAGACGUCCUCAAUGUAAUCAGACAGAAUGCCACCUGGGUGGACAUUUGCCAACUAGCACGGUCGGAAAUUGGAUAUGACAUUGAAGGAUGUGGUCAAAUAUUAUGCAAUUGUUUGGACUGA
This is a messenger RNA of Blastomyces dermatitidis ER-3, 279 nucleotides long. RefSeq lists its product as uncharacterized. The coding region runs from base 1 to 279 and encodes 92 amino acids. The transcript has a single exon. Lineage: Eukaryota; Fungi; Ascomycota; Eurotiomycetes; Onygenales; Ajellomycetaceae. The record is from RefSeq and is a predicted model, not a curated record.